AUGGAAUUGCAAAGGAAGGAAUAUCAUGGAAGGACUGAGUUUCUGAAGGAGAACAUUACCCAAGGCAUUGUUGUCUUGAGGCUCCAUGAGAUCCAUACAUCAGAUGAAGGCCAGUAUGUCUGUAUGUUUCAGACCUUCACGUUCUACAAUGAGGUACAUUUUCCAUUGCAGGUUACAGGCAUAAGCUCAACCCCUCAUAUUCAUCUUGAAGGAGGUGAGUCUCAUGGAAUCCAGCUGCUCUGCACAUCCUCAGGGUGGUAUCCAGAACCCAGUGUUGAGUGGACAGACUCCAGGGGUCAGGAUCUACUGCCCCUCUCUGUGACAGAGCAUCGGAUGGGCAAUGUUCUGUUCUAUGUGGAGACAACAGUCAUCCUGCUGACCCAGUCUCAGGGCAACAUGUCCUGCUUCAUUCACAACACUCUUCUUGACCUCAAGAAAGAAGCAAGGAUCUCUGUGGCAGGCUUGAAAAUUGCUCAAAGCUUUGCAGACUACUUUGAAGAAUUUCGUGAGAUUGUUGGGAUCUUCCUGGACUAUGAGGCUGGGCAGGUCUCCUUUUAUAAUGUCUCCAACCUGUCCCACAUCUACACCUACAGAAAGAGCUUCAGAGGGGCCCUGAGAUCAUUCUUCUACCCUGGACCCCCAUGGGGGACAAAACAGACAACCUCUGACCAUCCUGCUGUUAAGUCAGACAGUGCAAAACACAGGCAGAAGGUGCUCUGUGUGAUUAGGAAACUCCCGAUUUUGGAUCUGCUGACAUUUGGGAUUCAUGUAUAAUGAACUGAACAUGUUUUUAUUAGUGUGUUUAGAAUUCUGUAUUUGUUCCCUCAAAUAAAUUUAAAACAUCAUUUUGAAGCCAGAAAUUACACCUUUAUAACUUUUAAGUUCCCAAUAUGUACAUUUGUUAAUAGAUAAGACAUAAGCAUUUAUUUGAAAUAUAUGCUAUAGAUGUUUCUUGACGACAAUUCAAGGGCACAGAAAUUAAAGGCAAUAUUCAAAAUGCACAAGAGGAAGUAUCCACUUGUGCAAGAGGUGAAAUAACGUUGACUCUAGAUUUAUUUGCAUUAGAUAUGAUGUCCUCCCUUCAUGUGUUGAAAUGGAAGAGGUGAAGGGCAUCUCCAAUCCUCAGAACGCUGGCUGGGGCCCACAGCCUGUGGAUUUUCCCUCAAACCAUAGGAGCAUGUAUGUUCUAAACAGAGGGCCCUCAAAUCUAUCCUAUUCUCACCAAAGAAUA
This is a messenger RNA of Choloepus didactylus (southern two-toed sloth), 1231 nucleotides long. RefSeq names its product butyrophilin subfamily 1 member A1-like. NCBI's taxonomy places the organism in Eukaryota, Metazoa, Chordata, Mammalia, Pilosa, Megalonychidae. The transcript is spliced from 4 exons. The record is from RefSeq and is a predicted model, not a curated record. Gene Ontology annotation, biological process: T cell receptor signaling pathway; regulation of cytokine production. The coding region runs from base 1 to 774 and encodes 257 amino acids. Gene Ontology annotation, molecular function: signaling receptor binding. Gene Ontology annotation, cellular component: external side of plasma membrane.